Molecule: messenger RNA, 1502 nt
Organism: Tripterygium wilfordii
Lineage: Eukaryota; Viridiplantae; Streptophyta; Magnoliopsida; Celastrales; Celastraceae
Product: putative glutamine amidotransferase GAT1_2.1
Exons: 4
Coding region: 85-1368 (427 amino acids)
Cellular component (GO): cytosol
Molecular function (GO): hydrolase activity, acting on carbon-nitrogen (but not peptide) bonds, in linear amides
Source: RefSeq, a predicted model, not a curated record
CUUCAGUAUAAAUAGACCAGAGAAACCAGAAUCAAUCAAGUUUUCUCUGCAAACAAACACCUACACCGUCCCUCACUGAUUUUCAUGGCCGAUUCGGAUAUCUCCAGAAUCCUCCCUCGUGUUCUCAUUGUCUCCAGACGCAGCGUUCGCAAGAACAAGUUCGUUGAUUUUGUGGGGGAAUAUCAUCUUGAUCUAAUAGUGAGCUAUGGAGCUGUACCAGUAAUUGUACCUCGUGUAAAUGGAGUCCAUAUGUUGUUAGAGAGCUUUGAGCCAAUCCAUGGAGUUCUUCUCUGCGAAGGAGAAGACAUUGAUCCAUCAUUAUACGAAGCUGAAACCUCCAGUCUUUCACCAGACGAAUUGGAGGAAAUUAGGAGAUUACAUGCCAGUGACACUGCAAUUGACAAAGAAAAAGACUCAAUCGAAUUGGGAUUGGCAAAACUUUGCCUUGAAAGAAACAUACCCUAUUUGGGAAUCUGUAGAGGAUCACAAGUCCUAAAUGUAGCUUGUGGGGGAUCACUUUACAUGGACAUAGAGAAAGAGGUCUCAAAGAAGUGCCCUGAAGAACAUAGAGUGAGGCACAUUGAUUAUGAUGACUAUGAUGGGCAUAGACAUCUGGUUAAUGUUUUGGAGAACACUCCAUUGCAUGAUUGGUUUAAGGAUUCUUUGGAGGAAGAUAAAAUGGAGAUUUGGGUUAAUAGUUAUCACCACCAAGGAGUGAAAAGAUUGGCUCAAAGAUUUGUGCCCAUGGCCUAUUCGCCAGAUGGUCUCACUGAAGGUUUUUAUGAUCCUGAUGCAUAUAAUCCUGAAGAGGGAAAGUUCAUAAUGGGACUCCAAUUUCAUCCUGAGAGAAUGAGGAGGCCUGAUUCGGAUGAAUUCGAUUAUCCCGGAUGCCCGAAAGCCUAUCAGGAAUUUGUGAAGGCAGUAAUUUUUUAUCAGAAGAAGCUGAACAGCUCAACAUCAGUACCAAAACCUAUUGUGCUCAAUCAAGAAAUGGAGAAGCAAAGAAAAGUAAUAUUGAGAAGUUUCUCCCUUGCAAAAAAUAUAUACAGCACCCGCCGCGAGCUGCAUCCAUCAAAAGAAUCAGAACUUGAAGCUGGAGCUGAAUUUCUUGAGUCCAAUACAGCACUAAGUUUGCAGCAAGAGAACAGGUUGAAGCAAAUGGGUGCAACAGUGAGGAACUCAAAUGCAUACAUAGAAAGACUGAAAUUGAAUGAAGAGAGGGAAAAACUAGCAAGGAGUGUGAUGGGUAAAAUGUCAGUGGAACAGUUAUCUGAUCUUAUGUCUUUCUACCACAUGAUGGGCCAAAUAUGUUCAGAAGUGGUUGGGAAGAAGCUUCAGGGCAUUGUCAAUGACACCGCUGGUGCCUAAAACUGGUUUAUGUAACUAGAAAAUGAGCCGGAUUGUAUUCAAAUAGAAAACUUGAUGGGCCCUGCCUAUCUUUUAUAUGUACUUUCAUCUUGUUUGUUCCCUUGUGUUAAAUAAUUCAUUUCUAUUUGUCUCCU